Messenger RNA from Stereum hirsutum FP-91666 SS1, 660 nucleotides. RefSeq lists its product as uncharacterized. The transcript has 3 exons. The record is from RefSeq and is a predicted model, not a curated record. NCBI's taxonomy places the organism in Eukaryota, Fungi, Basidiomycota, Agaricomycetes, Russulales, Stereaceae. The coding region runs from base 1 to 660 and encodes 219 amino acids.
AUGGGCCCCAUAUCCCACGUGCAUGACACUUCCCAGCCCAUCUUCAUUCUCACGCUGAACCCGAACAACCCAGCCAACACCACCCUCCUCGACGAAUCCGGAAACACAAUCUACACGAUCCGUACCCUUUUCGACGAGAAAGGCGUUCCUACGACGAGCGUGCAUGGUGAGAACGGGAAGCGGGUCGCGGACUGGAGAUGGAGAGAUACGAGGUUGAGCGCACAGAUGUUGAGGUUUGAGGGCGCGGGGAUUGGGGUAGGCAAAAUCCAGACUAUGGACGCGAACGGGAGGGAGACUGUCGGAGGGAAGGGAAGAGUUGCGGCGAGUAGGUGGCUAAGGAAAUGCCUUGUUCCUUUCAAGUCGACUGUCGUAUUCGAGGACCUCCGAGGCGGUGAAUACAAGUGGAAGAACAACGAUCCUGGACUACAUCUCCAGUUAGUCUCCACCCUCGACACCAGCUCCCCCAUCGCGCGCUUUGUCCCACCUACCAUCGACCCCAAGAACACGCCCGUCGCGCUGGCCAAACUCCUGUUGACUGACGAUGCGGAGGACAUAAUGGAUGAAGUGGUCGUGUCGUGGGCGUUGUUGGAGAUCUCGAAGAGGGAGAAGGAGGUCGCAGAUGGGAAUCGUAUCAGCGCGGGGGCGCUAGUUUUAGUCUAA